Messenger RNA from Paraglomus brasilianum, 6168 nucleotides. The record is from the annotation of a GenBank genome assembly. NCBI's taxonomy places the organism in Eukaryota, Fungi, Glomeromycota, Glomeromycetes, Paraglomerales, Paraglomeraceae.
AUGCCAAGAAAAGCCGGAAAAAAGCCAAACAUGAGGAUCAGUAGUGAUGGUGAAGACACAGCAACGGCUGACAUACGCGACUCUACGACGCGACAUACGCGUGAAGAGCUGAUCGUCGUCGUACCGCCUGUAUCACAGAGAAUGAGAGUUAGAAGAAUGAUCAGAAUAUCUGACGAGGAAGAAAGUGAUGUUAUCAUGUCACAGAUAGAUGCCUCUGAAGAUGAAGAAUAUAACUCAGUUCAUUCUUCACCCAGUUCAUCAUCAUCUACUCCUUCUUUCCGAUCUACAAUUCAAUCACUAUCGUCAGAUGAGCAUAAAGAAUCGCCAACAAGACCCAAACGACGUGCGGCAAAAAGGAAAAUAAACUAUAACGAAGAAGCGGCUUACAAAGUUUUGGAGAGUAUUGUACCCGCGCCAGCCAAGCUUAAUGGAAUGGAAAAUGCAGACGAUGAUAGUGAAGAAGAAGCUUACAUCGAGGUAUCCAGUGACACUCAAACUAAUACUAAACCCUCCUUCAAACGCAGAAAAUCCCAGCGAGACACAAUACGUGUGCUCUCUUCCUCACUGUCAUCCGAUUCUGAGUGUCAUAAAAACACUAGCGACGCCUCUGAUAAUGCGACUACGGGUCUAUCCAUAAUACGGACAAGAGGGCGUACAAGAGCAAAGUCUUCUAGUGAAGAUGAAUUGAAGCCUAUGGAUGUUGAUGAAAAUAAUAACGAAGAGGAGAAAGGCAAGAAAAACGACAGGAUAUUGCGAACGAAAAGAAGAUUACGUAACUCAAAAGAUAGUGAAGAGGAUGGUGAUGACAAUAAUGUGGCCGAUGGAGUUUCUAGUAACGGUGAUGACGAUAGAAAGAAAGAAACGGAAGACCGUGAUAAAUCAAGCGACGACGACUUCGUUCCAACAAAGUCUCGCAAACUCACCGUUGCAUCAAAUUCAAAAACCGGAUCUGCCUCUCGUACGAACAAAAGUUCUCACUCUGUCACAAGUGCUGAUUCUUAUUCGGAUUCUGCUUCGUCAGAUUCUUUUAUCAAUUCCCAAACUGCAGUUCGGUUUCGUCCUCUUAGACGAACGCGUGCUUCGUAUAAAGAAGAGAUUAGUAUUCCCGAUAGUUCUUCCUCUUCGUCUUGUUCGUCUCAUUCUUCCCGAAACUAUCGUACAAAACGUCAGCAGCAACUGCAAAAUCGCAAAUCUGGCCCGCGCAGACUCCGUCAAGUCGUUUCAUCUGAUCCCUCGAGUGAUUCCUAUGACGAAGAAAUUAUAAAAUCUCACAGAUCUUGGUGCGAACACUGUGGUAAAUCUGGGAAAAGACAAGAAAAGAACCGGAAAAAAAACGAAGACGAAGAUAAAUUACUUGUAUUAUGUGAUUUGUGUUCGUGCUCAUAUCACUGGGGAUGUAUACCUCAAUUGAGGAAAUCAAAGAAGAUACACAAGACAUUUAGGUGCACAAAAUGCAUGCGGCAUAAGAGUACUGUUAAAUGUAUGAUUUGUAGUUUAGAUAUUAAUGGGACUAGUAUAAAGAGACAAGCAGACAAAGGAGAAACCGAAAAUGAUACAAAUGGAAACCAAAAAAUGAAACUAAGAGAAACGAAAGAAGUGAAGAUGAAAAAUGAAGAUGACGAUGAGGGUAAGCGAAUUAAGGGGAAGAAAAGGCAGACGGAUAGAGACGAGCUGAUUAAGACAUAUAGAAGGAAGUGGAAAUGCAAAGAUUGUUUGAAGUGGGACCAUGAAGUGGACAGGAUUUUGACGUACAAGUGGAUGAGAACGGAUGAUUCGGACGCGGAGGUAAAAAGUGGAAAAGAUGAAGCAAUAAAGAGCAACGAAGAAAAUCCAAAUACAACUGAACCAGCGAAUAGUACUAACGCAAUGAAUGACAAUAUGGAAGCACUAGAAGAAUCAGACUCUCCAACAGAUUCCACAAGCACAGACCAGACAAACAAUUCAUCUUACCGUCUCUUUCUCAUAAAAUUUGAGGGGCUCUCUUAUAGACAUGUUACUUGGGUCCCCGAACGUUGGAUAAAUAACGUGAAUUCUUUCAUGGUUCGGGGGUUUCUAAAACGAUAUCCUGACGAUCCUCCUAGAAUGGAGGAAGCUUUACCAGAGGAGUGGACAAAGGUUGACCGGGUUCUGGAUGUUGAGUUUAAGAAUGGGAAAACAUUGUAUAGUGUUACUUUUACAAAGAUGGAUGUGGAUUUCCAGAGUGUUAAGGAGGUCAAGAAAGCUUUUAUUAAAUGGCAAGGGCUACAUUAUGAUGAGGCGUGCUGGGAAGAAUCUAUUGACACAAAAAAAGACUUGGACUUUCGCAAUGCAUACAAAGCUCGACUCGAAAACAUGAAAAUAAAAUUUCCUAUAAUUCCCCCCACUAUACGCAAGAAUAGAUCGAGAGCGAGACAGCAAUUUAUUGAAUUCAAACAACAACCUCCGUACAUCCCUUAUACUCUUAUGGACUAUCAACUCGAAGGUGUCAACUGGCUUCUUUACCAAUACCAGAACCAAUCCUCCUGUUUGCUUGCUGAUGACAUGGGCCUUGGGAAAACCAUUCAAGUGAUAUCAUUUCUAUCCAUCUUACACAGGGAACAUUGCAUAUUUCCUAGUCUUAUUGUAGUACCUAAAUCGACAGCCAUCAAUUGGGUAAGGGAAUUCAAGAAAUGGAGUCCAAUGUUGCAUGUCGUUGAGUAUCACGGUGAGGCAACGUCGAGGCAAAUGAUCGAAAAAUAUGAGCUGUUCCCAAGAGGGGACAAAAGUUUGGCUUGUCAUGUUGUUGUAACUACUUACGAAACAAUGAUGGGCUUUCCGGGAGUGUUUGCUCGCGUGCCAUUAUGGCAAGUGCUGGUUGUUGAUGAGGCACAUAGGUUGAAAGGCGGAAGUACUAGUCUGCUGUUUGCGACACUGAAGAAGAAAAUUAAAUUGAAGCAUCGAGUACUUCUUACCGGUACUCCGUUGCAGAACAACAUUGAAGAGUUGUUCAACUUGAUGAAUUUCCUUGGACUGGAAGACUUUGAAGACCCAAAAGAGAUGGCUGAGACAUAUGGAGAUUUGAAUAAAGAGCAGUUGGAACAAUUACAUGUCAAAUUAAAGCCUUAUUUUUUACGGCGUAAUCGUGAACAAGUUUUAGGGUUUUUGCCUCCAAAGGCCGAAAUAAUAGUACCUGUGCAAAUGACAUCCCUUCAAAAGAAAUUGUGCAAAGAAAUUCUAGCAAAGAAUGUAACACUUCUUCAAGGCAUUCUAAAAAAAACUCAACUUGGCGCUGGUCGUCGGAUGUCUCUUCAUAACAUUCUCGUUGAACUGCGUAAAGUUCUUUGUCAUCCGUAUCUAAUACAUGGAAUCGAAGACACCGAUAUUGAGGAUGAGGAUACUAUACAUAAAAAUCUAAUCGAAGCUAGCGGGAAGUUAAUGCUACUGCAGAAGAUGCUUCCAAAGUUAAAAGAACAUGGGCAUAAAGUAUUAAUAUUUUCGCAGUACAAAAUGAUGUUGGAUGUAGCCGAAGAUUUUUUGAUAAAAGAAGGCUGGGAAUACGUCAGGCUUGACGGUGAUACUAGCGGAGACGAGCGUCAGGAAAUGAUUGACGAUUUCCAAGCUCCAGGCUCAGAUAAAUUCGUAUUUCUCUUGACAACGCGGGCUGGAGGUGUUGGAUUAAACUUGACCGCGGCAGAUACCGUCUUUAUAUAUGACCCUGACUACAAUCCUCAUAUGGAUAUGCAAGCACUGAGUCGCGUGUAUAGAAUAGGACAAGAAAAGAAAGUUCUUGUAUUUAGGUUUGUAACCAGAGCGUCAGCAGAAGAACGCAUAGUCCAAAUUGGUAAACGAAAAUUAGUCCUCGAUCAUUUGAUAGUCGAGAAAAUGGAAGAAGAAAAUCUUGGGGCGAAUGAUGUCGAGAGCAUAAUCCGUUUUGGUGCUGAAGCUCUGUUCAAAGAUGAAGCAGACGAAACACCGUUGAAAUACGAUGAUAAAGACAUUGACAAACUGCUUGAUCGCAGUCAUCUGGUAAAGAAGAUUAGUGACCAAGAGGAAUCAAAGAAUCUCAACGGACUUGCAUUUGCUAGGAUAUGGGAUACAGAUAAGAAAGACUAUACCGAAUAUGUAGAUGAUGAACAAGAAGGUCAGAGUGAGGAUAUUUGGGAAAAAUUGUUGGAAGAGAGAUUGGCUCAUGCCACUGUUCAAGAGUCCACUCCGAAGGGACGAGGAAAAAGAAAGAGAACGAAAGUGGUCAAUUAUUAUGAACAAGACGUUGAUCAAUCGCCUUCACUCGGAAGUGAUGCAGACUUGGCUGCUGAACAUCUUCAGUCCAUUGACCUCACCGACACUGACAAAGGGAGCUCUCCCGCACACUCAGGACAUGCUACACCAGAAACGGCUAAUCUUCAAACGUAUAACAAUCAACUAACACAAAUGUACCGAGCUCAAGUAAUGAUGAAUCAACAACAACAGAUUAAUCAAGAAGAGAACACCCAACUUCAAAUACAGCAGUUAGCACAAGCACAAUUGGCAAGAGCGAGGGCUACAGUAGAAGCCCAGGUUGCUAGAGCCCAAGCCCAAGCCCAGAUUCAAGCUGCUCAAACGACGGCUGCUCAAGUUCAGGCUGCACGAUUACAAGCUGCCCAGAUUCAAUAUUAUUAUCCAAAUAAUCAACAAACUGCUGCUUGGAUAGAGUAUCAUCGUCAAUAUACUCAACAUCUUGUUGAAAUUUAUGAAGAGCGUCACCGCCGUGCAGUUAUGCAAAGUCAGCAAAAUGCAUUGCAACAGUCUCCACGUAGGACAAGACAUGAGCAACCAUCCUCGGUUUCUUCCGCUUCUCCAAGUGCGCUACAGUCAUCGCCUUCUAGGGGUGGACAAGAGCAGUCAUCAUUAUCUUCUACUACAUCUCCUCAAAACGCACCCCAGCCGUAUCCAGCUGGUAAUGAACAAGAACAAUCCUCACAGAUUUCACUCGUCCCUUCUCCAUCUGAAAGGGAACAAGAACAAACCUUACCAACUUCUCCCAUUCCUUCUCAAAGUGCCUCCGUAUCUGAGAAGAGACAAGAACAACCCUUAUCAACUUCUCCCAUCCCUUCUCAAAGUGCUUCCCUAUCUAAUAAGAGACAAGAACAACCCUUAUCAACUUCUCCCAUCCCUUCUCAAAGUGCUUCCCUAUCUAAUAAGAGACAAGAACAAACCUUACCAACUUCUCUCAUCCCUUCUCAAAGUGCCUCCCUAUCUGAGAAGAGACAAGAACAAACCUUACCAACUUCUCCCAUCCCUUCUCAAAGUGCCUCCCUAUCUGAGAAGAGACAAGAACAACCCUUACUAACUUCUCCAAUCCCUUCUCAAAGUUUACUCUCGCCAUCUUCAUCUGGGAAUAAACAAGAGAAAGCCUCACCAAUUUCGCUCUCUCCUUCUCAAACUACGCUUCAGUCAGAAACUCAAAAUACACCACAGCCAUUUACACCCGAGAAUAGGCAAGAACAAAUCUUAACAACUUCUCCCAUCCCUUCUCAAAGUGCCUCCCUAUCUGAGAAGAGACAAGAACAAACCUUACCAACUUCUCCAAUUCCUUCUCAAAGUGCCUCCCUAUCUGAGAAGAGACAAGAACAAACCGUACCAACUUCUCCAAUCCCUUCUCAAAGUUCACCCUCGCCGUCUCCAUCCGGAAAUAAACAAGAGAAAGCCUCACCAAUUUCGCUCUCUCCUUCUCAAACUACGCUUCAGUCAUCUCCAGCCGAAACUCAAAAUACAUUUACACCCGAGAAUAGACAAGAGCAACCCUCACCAACUUCUCCCUCUCCACAGCAAAUAACUGAACUUUCAUUACUUCCGGAUUCUCCACCUCAUCAUGAAGUCCACGUUCUUAUUCAGCAAACUCCUCCACCUCAAGUAACACUAAUAACACCCCCACCAUUGCGUCACACACGACGUUCAGCAAAGCAAAGACAGAUUGACGAGCUGUUAGCAUUCAUCGAAGCUAUACAGCAGAGUGAUGAGCCUACUAAAAGAAGAAAACGUGCUAUGGAAGCGAUAUAUUCUAAAUUACAAGAAUUGGGUUAUGACGUGGAUGAUUACUUUAGAGUUCGUUUGGAAAACCAUGACAUCGAUUCUGCUAUCAUACCUUCCCAGGUGUUAAUCAAAAACAGAAGGACGACUCGAAGGAAUGGAAUGGGGAAUACCAACAGUACUGCAAAAGCCGUGCGAUAG